AUGUCAACUACAGCUGCAGCGAUCGAUCGAGCGGUCGCUCGACAACUUCAAAAAACUUGGGCGGACCAACCUAACACCGGCAAAGACGGGAACACCGUGCUCCUGGAGACUGUUCCGUCGACCAUUCAACAGACCCAGGACUACUUCGUGGAGCGCCGAUACGAGUCGACGGAAAAGAGGUACCAAUGCACCGUUGACUUUAUGUCGGAAAUUCUGGAGGAGCUCGAGCCGCCUGUAAGUCCCAGCAAUGACUCUAUACAAAGCGGUCAAUUUCGAUCAAAUGUCGCCGCGUUAUCUCUCGCACAACUUCCGCAUAUUCGUUUGCCUCCGUUUGACGGAAAUCUCGAGGAAUGGGAGCAGUUCCGCGAUCGGUUCUCGUCGCUCAUUAUCCAAAACCCGGACUUAAAUAAUUUCGCUCGCAUGCAUUUUCUUUCCUCGUGUUUGCGAGGGCAAGCGCUGAACAGUCUCGAGUCUGCGUCGGAGUUGCAAUCACUUCGAGACUGCGCGAAUAUUGCUGUCACUUCGCUUGCUCAGCUUCCACGUUCACCGGAUGAACUGUGGAGCGACAUAUUAGUACACAUUAUAGUUCAAAAACUCGAUCCGGUUACUAAAAAGGCGUGGCGGCUUAAGACGAUCGACCAACUCGAGCCUCCGUCGUUUAAAGAUUUGAGUGCGUUUCUUGCAUGCCGUGCGCGAGCUCUUGAGGAGAUUGCAAGCUCCCCCGUUAUCAAGACUGGUUCCGGAACUGCUCCGAUACGUAGGGUGACUGUCGCGACCGCGGCCGCGUCGCCCGAUUCUGCAUGUCCGAUAUGCAAGGCGCGACAUUUCUUCAGCGCGUGUCAGACCUUUGUGCGAGGGAGCGUGUCUCAGCGUCGCGAGCUCGUUCGGAAGCAUGGGCGUUGCUUCAAUUGCCUAAGUCAAGGGCACUCAGUUAGAGAAUGCAAAAGCAAGUAUUCGUGUCGCAAUUGCCAAGCUCGCCAUCACACGUUGCUUCACACGAGCCAGCGACCUGAGGCUCAGGAAGCGAACAACUCGGUUAUCGUGCAACCGAGCUCGAACGGGAACUCGAGCGUUGAAGUUACUUCGAUGAUCGCGUCAUCUUCGAAAGCGCAACAUACGCCGGUUCUCCUCGCGACCGCGCGCGUCCGAGUAGGGACGUCCAAUGGGCGCUCCCUCGAAAUUCGCGCUCUCCUCGAUCAGGGCUCCGAGAUGACGUUCAUCUCGGAGCAUCUCGCUCAACUCUUGCGUGCGAAACGGCACCGCCUGCCUACGUCGGUGUCCGCCGUCGGAGGCGUUCAUGCUGGCACAUAUCGCUUCGCCGCGCGGAUCUCUCUUUCGUCUCUUUCGUCCGAUAAUCCGUCUAUCACGACGAACGCGUUAAUUCUUAACACGCUCACAUCAUAUUCGCCGAAACGAGCAAAGGGUGUCGCAUCGCUUCGGCAUCUCGAGGGCGUCGUCUGGGCGGAUCCGGAUCCUACCAGUUUGGAACCGAUUCACCUCAUUAUUGGCGCGGAACUCUAUGGUGAGGUAAUGCUAGAGGGCCUUCGAAAAGGUCUCCCUGGCCAGCCGAUCGCGCAAAAUUCGAUAUUUGGAUGGGUCAUAUCAGGUCCGACGUCGUCCAUUCUCGCCGCUCAAACUCACUCGCGCCCGUGCGAAAUUAACUCGAGUCAUGCUCAUCACAUCGCGGUUCAUCACUGUGUCACUGAGUCCUCCUUGGAGGAGGAGAUCAAACGAUUUUGGGAGGUCGAGGAGCUUCCCGACCGCCCGCAUACGGCACCUGACGACGUAGCUUGCGAGAAACAUUUUCUCGAAACGCAUUCACGCACCGCGACGGGACGGUACGUCGUGCGUCUUCCUUUUCGAGCCGGUCCUCCAAUCGCAAUCGGAGACUCUUGCUUUCGCGCGGAAAAGCAGCUCAACACGCUCGUGAGGCGGCUGCACCAGCAGCCUGAUAAGUUUCGCGAGUACCGCGCUUUCUUGAAGGAGUACGAAUCUCUCGGGCAUUCGCGCGUGGUUUCACGCGCCUCGAACACGUUAGCGCCGUGCGUCUUCCUUCCUCAUCACCCGGUCUUCCGCGAAACCAGCACAACCUCGCGGUUGCGGGUCGUCUUUAACGCGUCUAGCGUCACGUCGAACGGAUCCUGUCUAAAUGAUCACCUCUUGUCUGGUCCGAAAUUGCAAGCCGACUUGCUCGGUCAUUCUUCGCUGGCGACAGUUUAA
Odontomachus brunneus is the source of this 2220-nucleotide messenger RNA. RefSeq lists its product as uncharacterized. The record is from RefSeq and is a predicted model, not a curated record. Lineage: Eukaryota; Metazoa; Arthropoda; Insecta; Hymenoptera; Formicidae. Gene Ontology annotation, molecular function: nucleic acid binding; zinc ion binding. Bases 1 to 2220 code for a protein of 739 amino acids. The transcript is spliced from 3 exons.